CUUUUGUUUGUUAUGUUAAUAUGUUUUUCACUUCGUUUUUUGAAUUUCAUAAUGUUCCCUUAAAUUAUUCCAUAACAUCAUUUAUUUUCUCAUAGUUUAUAAUAUUGCACAUAAUGUCUGAGUCAUCUAAAUCGAAAAGUUCUUUGAAUUUAAAUCCAUCACCAACUUUACAGUGCAAAGAUCUUCACGAAUAUUUAAAAAGUAGAUCUCCUCAGUUUCUUGAGACACUGUAUAAUUAUCCUACGAUAUGUUUAGCAGUUUACCGAGAAUUGCCAGAACUGGCUCGACACUUUGUGAUCCGGUUGCUAUUUGUUGAACAGCCCGUGCCACAAGCUGUUGUUACGUCCUGGGUCUCCCAAACAUAUGCCAAAGAACAAAGCAAAGCCUGUGAGGCUCUGUCAGAACUCUCAGUAUGGCAGGAGGCCCCGAUCCCUGGAGGCAUGCCCGGCUGGAUGCUGGCACAAUCCUUUAAGAAGAAUCUGAAGGUUGCUCUUUUGGGAGGUGGUCGACCAUGGAGCAUGUCGUCAUCACUAGAACCUGAUGGGAAAGCGCGUGACGUCGCGUUCCUCGACGCGUACGCCCUAGAGAGGUGGGAGUGUGUGCUGCAUUACAUGGUGGGCAGCGCACAGACCGAGGGGAUCAGUGCUGAUGCUGUGAGGAUACUACUCCAUGCUGGCUUAAUGACCAGAGAUGCUGAAGACGGUUCUGCCGUGAUCACUCGUGCCGGAUUUCAAUUUCUUCUACUUAGCACUGCGAAACAGGUGUGGCUGUUCCUUCAGCAUUACUUGCACACGGCUGAAAAAAGAAGUUUGAGCGCUGCGGAGUGCCUCGCUUUUCUUUAUCAACUCAGUUUUAGUACCCUAGGCAAAGAUUACAGUACAGAAGGUAUGAGCAAUAACAUGCUGGUGUUCCUGCAGCAUUUGAGAGAAUUUGGACUGGUUUAUCAAAGAAAGCGUAAAGCGGGCCGUUUUUACCCGACGCGGCUGGCGCUGAAUAUCGCGCGGGUACGGGGCUCCAGUGCGGGCCCGGAGCUCGGCCCGCAGUCGCAGGCGCAGCCCGGCUACAUCGUGGUGGAGACCAACUACCGCGUGUAUGCGUACACACAGACCAACCUACAAGUCGCAUUGCUGGGACUCUUCACCGAGCUUAUGUAUAGGUUCCCGAACCUGGUGGUGGGCGUACUGACCCGCGAGUCUGUCCGCGCUGCUCUGCGUGGCGGCAUCACGGCGCAGCAGAUACUGCACUACCUGCACCACCACUCGCACCCGCAGAUGCUGAAUACAGAGACUGGCGGCAUCCGGUCGAAUUCCGUGCUGCCUCCCACUGUGGUGGACCAGAUACGGCUGUGGGAGACGGAGAGGAACCGGUUCACCUACACUGAGGGUGUCGUGUACAAUCAGUUCCUAUCACAGGCGGACUUCGUGGUGCUCCGCGACUACGCCAAGAGUCAGGGCGUGCUGACGUGGCACAACGAGCGCACCCGCACCAUGGUGGUCACACGCAGCGGACACGACGACGUCAAGAAGUACUGGAAGAAGCACUCCAAGAGCUAGUUUUAUUUUAAAGGAUGAUUAUGGAAUGAUGCACCCACCUGCGCUAACGGUUUACGCUGGCAGGGUUCCAG
Achroia grisella is the source of this 1624-nucleotide messenger RNA. RefSeq names its product general transcription factor IIH subunit 4 (gene mrn). Lineage: Eukaryota; Metazoa; Arthropoda; Insecta; Lepidoptera; Pyralidae. Gene Ontology annotation, biological process: nucleotide-excision repair. Gene Ontology annotation, molecular function: ATPase activator activity; double-stranded DNA binding. The record is from RefSeq and is a predicted model, not a curated record. The transcript is spliced from 11 exons. The coding region runs from base 114 to 1553 and encodes 479 amino acids. Gene Ontology annotation, cellular component: transcription factor TFIIH holo complex; transcription factor TFIIH core complex.